AUGAAUGGGGUUAUGUCUGCAUCCGAUGGCGGGGAUGAUACAGCUUCUCAGGGCGGCUCGGAAUCUGAUGCUAGUCGAACGGAGAGCAAGUUACAUAGUCGUGCUUCGUCAGUGAAACGGCCGACCACAUUCAAGCCGGUCUCUUUCGCCAAAUUCUCUGUUCCCAAGGCUCCAGGAACGCCUCCCGUGACCAAACUCACCGAGAAGGCACCAUUAGCGUCGGGGACCCCCUUAAGCACAACGUUACAAAACCCACGGCCACGCUUGGUUGCGAAGACGACCAGCAGCCUCCGCGACUCAUCGUCAAAGACAGGCACAGGCGGCGCUCGGCUUGGAGUUGGGCCCGAUCCGAACCAAGUUUGGAAUAGGAAUCGACCGGUCCAGCAGACACCUCCGAAGCACCUUACGGACGAAGAACUGAAACAGCAAUAUGGAAUUCACAUGACGUCGAGAAUACAAGAAGAUGGGGGUGGAACAGAGUCCAAGUGGGCUGAUAUUGAUGACGAUGAAGAUGACUGGGCUCCAGAAACUAUCGAGUGGAAUGAUGGGACCAAGACCGAUUUAUCAAAGAACGAGCCUCACCACGAACCUUUACCGACAGUUCAACCGACGGUUCAACCAACGACCGCACCGAGUUCCACGGACAUAUUAACGGAGGUCAAGGAGAAGCCCAUCAGAGACGAGGGAGCUAUUGAGCAGGGUAGUACGGUCAAAGAGGCUGCCAAAUACAUUGCCAAGCCUGUGACCUCUAUCGGACCUAACCCUACUGUUCUCAGACUAGGUGCCAAUGCAGAGAGGCAAGCAAGAACCGCUAGUAUUACCGCGAAAGGGCCCAAUGAGAAGCCAUCUUCUUCCUCCACGAGCCCAGCUCCCCCCCCUGCCAAGUCACCUUGGGCUCCCAUCCCGCCUGUUGAGAAGAUGUCACCAGUCAUGCCUCAGGUUCAUGCCCAGACACGGGUACCGUUCAGGGAAACAAAGCCAAGCGAUAUUCCCAGCGCCCCUGUUGCUCCAAAAGAGAUUGCAGCAGACGAUUUCAACCGUUCCUGGAGGGAUAGCCAACCGGGAACUCGUGAACUGUACAACUCUAGAUCAGGACGGUACGAACCUGUUCCUGAGCCUCCACGAAAGGGCGCAUGGCGGAAUGAGCAAAACCUUCGCGCGCCGUCCGUGUUGCAACGGCCCCCAGCACAAGGCGAGCACGUGGGGCCAGCUGAACCCUCUGCUGCAUUCCAGACUCACCGGACGAGUGGACAGGACGGAGUUCAUUGGAAUCGCCGGCGGACUUCAUCCAACGUUAGUGGUGGAAGCGGAAGCUUUGGCCGCCGAAUGUCAAUUGGUAGACCCGACGCAGCUCAAAGACCUUUUGAAGGUAGACGUGGCUCUCAGGCAAACGGAAUGAUGGAGGCGGUUUUCCAUGCUCGGGACCAUUACUCAAAGGAGGGUCAACCGCGGGACGCCUCUCCUAUGCGACAGGGAUCCGGUCCUACAUGGCAUGCUCGAGAUUUGACUGUGGAAAGAGUUCCUGGCUCAGAUUCUGGAUUGAGCCACCCUGCCGCACCACCUCCUGCUGAUGGGCAGCACACCGUGCCGCAAGCGCCACAGGAAGAUGCUGUUGCCAUGCAAGAGCGUAUCAUGAAGGAAAAGCGCUUAGAGGCCCGACAGCGAAGAUUGGAGCAAGAGAAGGAAGAAGAAGCUGCGAAACGUGAGAGAAUCCGGCAAAAGCUUGAGGCACUUGGUCCGGCCCCCGACAAGCCUAAGACGAAGCACAAGGAGAGCCCAGAAGUUCGGGCCGCGACGACAGCAACUGGUCCCGCUCAUUCGCCCCCUAAACCACCUGUACCCGAACCAACCGGAGCGCCGAAGCAGUAUGGAAUGAUGAAGGUCCAUCAUCCUGAUACAGUGAAAAAGCUCAUUGAGCGGGAAAGGGGUCAAGAAAAGCCCCCUGCAGGGGCCAGCGCCCGGCGCGCUUCCUCUCCAGCUCGGGAGCCGAAAGUUGAUCAUUCCACGGCCAACGGGUUCCAAGCCGCUCAUGAACAUCCGGAGCAAAAUGAUACGCUUUCCGAGCCGCCUGAUGAGCAAAGCCCUCAAUGGCGGGGUAACGUGAAUGUGCCCAACACAUACUCUCAGUGGACGGCAAACCCUAAGCUUGUUGGUGCGCCGACUCCUUUAACAAACCCUUGGAAGCCGUUGAGCAACGACAAGACGCUAGGGAACGGCAUCUUCGACCAGAGUCUGGGCAACUUCUCGGCGAGAGACCUGAGUUUGCGGAAUCAUCUUGGCCUAGACCAGCCAUCGCUUCCUCCUACCUCACAGCCUUUCCCCACCUCGUCACGGUCCGCACAGGAGAGUACAACAAUAUCCCCGCUGCCAUCUCCCGAGACUAGGCAUGCGGCGUCCUAUGACCAUCUCAGCGUUAUUGCUCGCCCUGGUCCCAUUGGACCCCCAAGAGCACAGCCUUCGCAUUGGCAACACGAAGCUCGAACUGCUGCGUGGAACGACUUUCACGCUGUUGCGACAAAGCGCGAGGCAGAGGAGAACGAGAAGCUGCGUAAUGAGGUUGCCGCGCGUGAAACCCAACCAUCGCUACAAGUUAAUUUCAACGAAACCUGGCGACAGGUUCGUUCCGGAGACCAAACCGGACAGAGACAAGUUGUUGGUGUUUCUAGGACUACAGAUGGAAAUCCUCCUAUGCCAAACCCUCUGUCCGGACUCGAACAUCCCGGCCCUGUUGGCCCUCUGCCUUUUGCCGAAGCUCAUGCACGCCCGAUUCGCAGUUCACGGUUCUUCCCACAGGCGACAGAGCAGAGGAAGCCGGCUUAUGAAGAAGAUUAUCCCCGGAGCCCUUCACCACCCCCUCCCGAAGAGGUAUCGACUCAUCCCGUAUAUUUCGGUGACUCGAAUAGACCUCUAGUACACCUUCCCCAGCCAAAGCCAAUAGUCAAGCUUCCGCCAAAGAUCGUCGCACCACCGCCUCCUCCACCUACUUUUGCCUCGAUGGUCGCCUCGCGUCCUCCCGCGUCGAAUGCCUCGUCCUGGCAAGAGAAGAUCAACACUCUGUUUGGUAAGAAAACGGCAGCUUUCGAGAAGAAAAACUCCUUGGCGGUCUCAUCAGCAUCUAAAGAGCCGCUUGAUGUGCAACUUCAUAUCGCUGCAGUCUCAGUGUCACUACCAUACAAUGGAGAAGCCCAAGCCGGAGAUGGAGAGUUGACUGCAAAGCAAGUUGAGGAAAUAGAGGCCAUGUUCGAGGACCGUGAAAUCGGGUCUCUGCCUGUUAUACGAGUGCCCAUCAUGGCCCCCCCAGCUGCCUGGCGAGCUGCACCGGCACCCUCCCAGGCGCGACUGCGUCAAAAGAUCCUAAAGUCGAUGCAAGUCCACAGUGUUGAACCUUUCUUUUACGACAAGGAUGCUUCUUCUCCAGUCACCCGGGUCUCAAUCAAGUUUCCCGGUGCGGAUGCUGCAAAGACUAUGACUAUCCAGAGGAAAGCAGGUUCUCAUACCUCAAAUCCUCGACCGCGCGGCCCAUCUACAUACAAGCCCCGCAAGAACACGAAGCCACGCGAGGGUUCCAGUAACUCCAACUUCAAGAAGACGCCAUCCCAGCAGGCAAAUGGAAGCACUCCGCCGCCGCGACAAUCACGAAAGGCGUCCUGGGACGCUCCUUCUAGCGCUUCCCAUUAG
Aspergillus calidoustus is the source of this 3678-nucleotide messenger RNA. The record is from the annotation of a GenBank genome assembly. Lineage: Eukaryota; Fungi; Ascomycota; Eurotiomycetes; Eurotiales; Aspergillaceae.